This is a messenger RNA of Elaeis guineensis (African oil palm), 275 nucleotides long. RefSeq lists its product as uncharacterized. Lineage: Eukaryota; Viridiplantae; Streptophyta; Magnoliopsida; Arecales; Arecaceae. The record is from RefSeq and is a predicted model, not a curated record.
UCUCUUUCCCCUCUUUUCUGCACUCUUGCUAUCCACCGCCGCUGCAAUGGAGAUGAGAAAGAUUGCUUGCACCGUCCUGAUCGCCGCUGCCUCAGCCACCGCCGCCUUGGCCGCUGAUGCCCCAGCACCCAGCCCUGCCACCAGCGCUGCCUCUGAGGUCACCCUUGCAAUUGGCGUCAUGAUCGGGGCUUCCGUCCUCUCCUUCUUCGCCUUCUAAUUGCAGUAGGUCUUGCAAGGAGAUAGAAAGAGCAAGACCAUCCAUGUGGAAAUUAAGA